AUGACCGCGACCACGAGCACCGCGCUUCCUCCAGGCGUAUACGUCCCUACCAAAGAUGAGAAAUCCCAUCAAGAAGCUAUACCCGCACCGACACCGGCACCUUCAUGGCCACAGACGCCCAAAAUGAGAUUGAGCGUGGAAGACAUGGCACAUCCAGGCGCCGUCCGCUUCUUCAAACACAUACAAGAUAUAAACACAUUUCUGGAGAGCUGUGUUAUUGCCAUCUUUGAGCUCUUGUUCUCACCAAACACGGCACCUACAAAUGUCCGUUCGGUCACGUUGAUUUUACGCGAGAUGGACGGCAUAGCGUACACGACGGGCUCACGACUCGACAACGAUCACAAGGAGAUUCACUUCAGCCUGCGACAUAUUGCUGCUAUCGACGUAGAGCGUAUCGGAGACGACAUCAAGGGCGUCCUGCAGCACGAGCUCGUCCAUUGCUUUCAAUGUAGCGGACAUGGCUGCCCGGGAGGUCUCAUUGAAGGCAUGGCAGACUAUGUUCGCCUUCGCCGCGGAUUCGCACCACCAUACUGGAAGCGCUCGUCAGAAGGUAAAUGGGACUCGGGGUACGAACGCACUGGAUACUUCCUCGACUGGCUUGAUACGACCUAUCCCGUCGAUGGUAAUGGUGGAUGUGUACGCAGGCUCAACGAGUCGAUGAAGGACGUGUACGACGAGCACAUAUGGACAAAGCUCACGGGUCAUUCAGUCGAUUCUCUGUGGGGAAAGUAUGCUAAGACGAUGCAGGGAUAA
This is a messenger RNA of Serendipita indica DSM 11827, 753 nucleotides long. NCBI's taxonomy places the organism in Eukaryota, Fungi, Basidiomycota, Agaricomycetes, Sebacinales, Serendipitaceae. The record is from the annotation of a GenBank genome assembly.